AGACUUCCUAUUGGGUUCUCACGGAACUCUCCAAGAUGGCGGCAGUGUCAACCUGCGGCCCUGGCCCUGGGAAUCGUGGGUCUGAGGCGGUGGCGGUAGACAGGAGCAGCGCCACUAGCUUCCAGAGGAGGGGUCCCAGAGCCGGCGGUACCGACGGCAGCGGCCUUCGCCUGGUGUCCAUUGCGGGCACCCGGCCGUCGGUGCGGAAUGGACAGCUGCUGGUAUCCACCGGGCUCCCGGCCCUGGACCAGCUCUUAGGUGGAGGUUUAGCUGUUGGAACAGUUCUUUUGAUUGAGGAGGAUAAGUACAAUGUUUACUCACCACUGCUCUUCAAGAGUUUCCUGGCCGAAGGUGUUGUCAAUGGCCACACUUUGUUGGUUGCAUCUGCUAAAGAGCACCCUGCUGACACUGUACAGGAACUCCCUGCACCAUUACUUGAUGAUAGUUACAAAAAGGAAUUUGAUGAAGAUGGAUGUAAUGAUAAGACACCAGACUCUCACAUGAAGAUGAAAAUAGCUUGGCGGUACCAGUUAUUACCCAAGAUGGAGCAGGUUGGACCAGUGUUGUCUUCAAGAUUUGGUCAUUAUUAUGAUGUAUCAAAAAAGAUCCCACAGGAGCUCCUGCAGACUGCAAAAUGGCACGGCUUCUUUCUUCCAGACAACAUGCCUUCACCGCUCGCCCUGGAACCUGGCCACUUGACCCAUGGCUACACGAUGCUGCUUGAGUUUAUCAAGAAGGUCAUUUCUGAGGAAGGCGUUGAUGGAUCCAAUCCCCAGAAGAAACAGAGAAAUAUCUUAAGAAUAGGAAUUCAGAGCCUUGGCUCACCAUUAUGGGGAGACAACUCUUGCUGUGCAGAGAGCGGUGACAGCGGUCACAGCCUCACCAAGUUCCUCUACGUUCUCCGUGGUCUCGUGCGAACCUCACUCUCGGCCUGUGUGGUCACAGUGCCAGCACACCUGAUCCAGAGUAAAGCGAUUACUGCCCGUGUCACAAACUUGUCAGACACAGUAGUAGGCCUGGAAUCGUUUGCUGGUUCGGAGAGAGAAACCAACCCGUUCUAUAAGGAUUAUCACGGUUUGAUGCAUAUUCGGCAGAUUCCUCGGCUUAAUAAUUUGAUUUGCGAUGAAUCAGAUGUCAAAGACUUAGCUUUUAAGUUAAAAAGGAAGCUAUUCACCAUUGAGUUGAGUGGAGUGUCCUCGCAGGUCCCCAUGUGACAAGGCCUUUGGAGGAGGGAGGCAGCCAAUUGACCUACCGUGAUCCAAGCUGUCGCUGGCCUGCGUGGGACUCUGGCCUGCCCAGGGCGCUGGCCCAUCAGGAGCUCUGGUCCAUCCGGGGCGCUGGCCUGGCCUGGCUCUGUUGCAAAACUUAAUGUCAUAAACUGAGUUGGGUCUAAGGCUCCCACAUGCUUCUCCACAGCUGCAUUUCGCACAGGUGUCACGAGGAAAGCGUGGUAUGGGAGCAUCGAGGCGGUGGCCGAAGCAGCAGCCUUCGGUCGUGGGGGAGCAGGGUGAGCCGGGGCGCUGAGUGGCCUCAUCCCCAGGUGCCACACUGGAACUUCUGUGGAUGUCCUUGGCGUAGCCCAGGAGCAGGGUGCAGUGUUCCCAGACACGGCGCUCCCCCGCGUCCUGUGCGCAUUUGAGGGAAAAGAGUGCGCAGCUCAGGUGAACAGAGACCCCGCCUUUCCGGUUUCCCUGCCUAGGCACUUGCGGUUCUCAGAGGGUGUAAGAUCAAGUCUUUUCCUCGUCCGUCCUUCCCUGGCCCAGAACUCUAAUGCUUCCUGCAUGCGCUCCUGCAGCUCUGUGCUAGAGGUAGCUUUUGGGGUGCCCCGGGUUCCGGAAAUGCCUGCAUACCUGGCCCCGUGAGCUGGAAGGUUCCCCCUCCGUCCCUCGGGGUGCUCAGCUGCUUUGCUGGUCCCUCCCCGGCUCCUCCACUUUAGGGAAGACUAGCCUGCCCAGCGUGGCCAUCACCUUUUUAAAAUUCUCUCUGUAACAUUUCUAGGUUACUGUAAUUAUUUGUAUCUUCCGGUUUGGUUUUUCUGCCUUACCAGUAAAUGAUCAGUUCCACAAGCCAGGGACAUACAUAGUCUGUUUUGCUGGAAGUCCUUAGCCGUGUUGUUAAAUUGUUGUUCCUACGUCUACCUAAGUUUCUUUAAAACGUCUAUCUGGUAUGUCCUUUGUCCAAGGAGUUGAGUUGGAUGCUUCUGCUUUAACAUAUGUAAAUCUCACCUUAGUCCCCUAGGAGCCCCAGUGUGUGCACCGUUGCAGGGAGUUCAGAGUCCCUUCCCCAAGAGACACGUCGGUAGUUAACAAAAUUAAAUCUAGAACUUUGAACUCUCUGAGCAGAAUUACACUGGAAAACUAACGUGUUCAGGAGCUAAUUAUUGUCAAUAUAAGAAAUGGUAGGUUUUAUUAAGUGUUAGCACUGUCAUGGAACUAAUGCAGGUGCUUCCUGGGCAUUAGUAGAUAUCACAAGUAUCCUACAUUAUUAUUAUUAUUAUUAUUAUUAUUAUUAUUAUCCACUUUACAAGGGAGGAGACUUACAGUUCAGCAAGUGAGCGUCUGGUAGCCAAGAGCUACCAGAAAUAGCACAAUUCCAGUCUGUUAGAUUCCAAAGCUUAGAUACACCAAGUCGUAAGAAGCAUAUACCUGCCUUGUACACUUGUGUCUCCAUAUGUGUUUUACAAGUGCAUAACUUCAGCGCCUACCCAGAGAGCCUCUGCCCUAAAAAAUUUCUUCGUAAGAAAUACACUUUUAAAUCAGGGACCUAAAAAAAUCUGUGUAUGUGUAUAUAUGUGUGUAAUGAGUGCAUAGGCAUAUGAGAAUAUGAAUAUUCUCUUAACUUUCAAGUUAAAAGUUUCUGUCUAUAGCAAACAUUCUAUUCUAUUUUUGUGACAUACAUUAUGAAAUUUAGGUUGAGUUAGUCAGCUUCUUGCUUACAGAACGUAAUGCAAGUCUGUAUUUAAACGUGUACAUAUGUAAUUACAGCAAGGUAAAAAUACUGUUCUUUCCUUUUUAAUUAUUUCUGGUAUCUACAAAGUAUUUUAUUAUGAAAAAAUUAAUUGGCAAAAAAAUUUCCUUAAGUACAAAUUUUAUAGGACUCAUAAAUCCUACGUAAGAAAGAUAAAUUAUUCUCUACAAAAAAUGUGCUUCCUAUUCGUAGUCAACUAUUAUGAAAUAAUUGAAAUAUAUGUUAAAUUUCAUUGCAAUGUUUCAUUGCCUUCACUUAAGUUCUUUAUUCAGGGACCUUUGCAAAUAUGCAUUUGCUUACAAAUAUAAUUACUUAAUGUAUUUUAUGUUUUUCUAAAUUAUAUUUGUUAAUUGUAUAGCCUUGAAACUUGCCUGUGAAAUAAAGAUGUACAAUAAGCAUCUACUAAAAUCAACUUUUUGAAUAUCUAACAUCUGCCUCCUUUAUCAUAAUCAGUUCUAAUGAAGGUUCAAGUUGUUCUGCAAAAGGCUUCUUUAACCCUUUGCAAGUGUUUUAUUUGUUGGGAAUUCUCAAGAGUAAGAUUCUGUAGUCUUGUGUUGGAAGAUAUUUUCCUGUUUUAUUAAUAUUUAAAAGUUUCUUGCAUUUUAGUCAUGUGAAGGAAUUAUGUUCAUCAUUAGGAAAACAUGAUAUCAAAUAUACACUUUCAGUUUUUAAAAGCUAGGCCUGGGGAACCAGAGAAUGCGAGGUGUGAUGGAAAUGGCUUUAGGCCCCAAACUAGUAAAAGAGGCCUCCUAUUUCUUAGAAAUUAAAAUUUUGGCAGCGUCAGUGGGGCCACCAUUCAGCACCACAGUGCAUGUUCCGGAGAUUGAGGCUCAGACCCUAUGGGCCUGGUACAGCAGAGCUGGCUGAAUUGUUUUGUCAGGUGCUGUCAAGUCAACCUGCUACCGAGGGAGAGAAGCUGACUGAGUCAUUUCGACGUGAGCUCUCCCGAAAUAACUCAUAUGAGCGGUUUAGUAAGAUUGUUGGUUUCAGUUUUUUUGUAAGACUGUCAAACAUGGAUUGCACUCAUUCGUAAAUUUCUGAGUAUAUCAGUUGAAAUACUGGGUCCUAUCCUUUACUGAACUGUUUAAGUAUCAGUAUUCAAUACAGAUAACACUUGAAACAUGUUUGGGUGUUUUUGGGAUAUAGGAUUCUUCACCGAAUGUUUUCAGGUAAUAAGACUUCAAAGUGUGCAGUCAUUUAGUAAAAAGAGCAUCUUUUACUAAAAUUAAAACAUUAUGUAGUGAAAUGAAGCUGACAGCAACUUUGAUUUAACUAGCUUUGUUUCUAGCAGUUACUGCAAGCGAGGUUGUGUUUAGAUUUCUUAAGUUUGUAAUUGUGAAUGUUCUAAAUAUUUAAUUCUCAUGACUAAAAAGAAAACCUCUCUGAUUGGUGGUUACUUUAAAAGGCAUGGCUAUGGUGUAGAGUCACAUUUUUAUGUGCGUAUUUUGAUAUAGGGUGUUGUUUUCCUUGGGAUUUCUGCUUGGUACCCUCAAAAACAUUUUACUGACUUAUACUGUAGCUGUGGCAUAGCACUGAAGAAGUUUGUAACAAAAAGCCUGUUGGUGCAAUUAAAGGUCACUUGUGCAUAUUGUAAUAGGCUGCUCAUUUACAAGGUCUUUGUGAAGGGUCAGCGCUGCAGCACGAAAUGAGUUGUCCUUGUGGAGCCUCUAAGUAAGUGGGUUAGCUGUGGUCAGGAAGCAGGGGAGGGGCUCACACAGUACUGGUGCUUUAAUAUUUUUACAAACAUCGCUAAAACGGAGAACAUAGCCAAAUACAUAUAGAAAAUUAUAGAAUGCAUCUUUGCAGCGUUUAAGGGAAAACUGCUUAUACACGUGCAAUAUUCCUAUGUAUCACAUUAGGAUAACAGUAUUUUCUUUGCUUACUACUUUAUGAUUUCUGGUAUCUGGUAAGUAUUUUAUUAUAAAAAAAAUUAGUUUACAAAAAAAAGUUAACAUACACGGAUCAGGACAAAUCAGCAGAAGAACACAGUGACCUGUUCACUGUCCUGUGCCCUGGAACCGUCCUGUUUCACUGUGACUCUGUUUACACAGCCAUUCAUUAAUACUGAAACCCAAACCCUGCCAUGGAUAGAGAUGAAAGAGGUUUAUUUUAAUAGUGGUUUUAAUUAUCUUCCGUAACCUAAUUCUGUCAGGGGAACUAAGGUGGUGGUCUAGGUCAAGUAUUAGUGGUGUUCUCUACUGAAUGAAUGUAGUCACCUGCUUUUUCAAUAAAUUCAGACUUCAGAAUAAAAAUAAAGCCAAUGAUAAAAAAAUGUAAUCUUUCUAUCAUGGUGUGGAGGCUUCGGAAGAUACGACUAUUGAAGGAGGUGUGAUAGCGUCCAGUGUGGGUCUGUUUCCUUCACCACUGUGCUCCCUUUCCUCGCUCGGUAUCUGGCCACGCAGUGCCCAGCGAGUGUGCAAUGAGUGAGUGUGCAAUGAGCGAGUAAGCUCAGGUCCCCUUGACACACCUCAAAACGUGUAGGGGAGUGCGCAUGUGGAGCUGGCACUGCUCCAGUGUCAGGAGCACUGAUAGUGCUAAGAGGUGCUCUGUGGGUGCCCCGUAUAUUGUGAAGUUUUGCAUGGACAGCCUUCAGCAAACAUCACCCAACAGUCUUGUUAACUGGAACCAACAGUGCUUGGCCCGAAGUUCGUAGGUAGCCAGGGACAGGAGUGUCCAGUUAGGGAUAUGUGAUGGAUGCGCUACCUGAGCCCUUCCCUCACCAUCGUUUUAUUGACAAACAUUAUUUUGAAAGCCUCGUUUGAAAGGUCUAGUUUAUAAACUUCAGUGAAGAGUUUCUCACUGCCUUCCUUAUGCCAACCAUUAGGGUUAUGCUGGGCUGUCACAGUCCUCAGGGUGGGAGAAACUUGCCCAGUGCCUGCGGGGAAGCGCUACACUUCUGUAACUCCCACUGGCCGGCAGGUGCCUGGUAAUGCCCUGGGCCAUGCGCCGUGUGUGGUUCAUUUUAUGGCCUAUGUGUUUUCCUUUCUUUUAACAGAAAAAAGAACAUCAUAAGUUUGUCAAAUGUGUGAGUUAUUAAUGAAGUAACCGUAUAAAAUGCAGUUUGAAUACAUUUUGAGUGCUUUACAGUUUUAAUUUAGAUACACUUUAACAGUAACAUAACUAAUAUAACUUGCAUAGUAGGAGAAGCCAAGGGGAGUGAGCCUUAUAGGAGAAACCAUCCCACUGAACCUUUUGGGCACACGCAGCCAGCUCCCAUCUAGCUUGGCUGUUUAAGAAUUCCCUCCUGGCAAGUCAUUCUGAUCCCGUAGAAAUUUAAAUUAAGGGCAGUUACGUUCAAAAGAAAAAGCUGUAUCAUGUAUAAUUUAUAUUUUCCUCACACAAGACAACAUAUAAAUAGUACAAUGAAUUGUGUUUUGGAGGUAGGACCCAGUCUUCGCAGCACUAUAGCACUGUACAUUUUUGUCUGUGCAUCAUGAAAAAGAACCUCUUUUUGUUUUUUGUUUUUUUGGUUUUUUUUUGUAUUUUUACUGAUACCGGGGAUUGAACUCAUGACUGCCUGCUUGCAAGGCAGGCGCUUAUGCCACUGAGCUAAAUCCCAUCCCCAAGAACCUCUUUUUUAAAGGCCUGCUUUUUUUCCUUUUUGAGACAGGGCUUCACUAUGUGUAGUUCAGGCUGGGCUUGAGCUCACUUUGUAGCCCCGGCUAGUCUUGAAAUGGCAACAAUUCUCGUUUUUUGAGAUAGGGUCUCACUAUGUAGUUCAAACUGACCUUGAGCUGACUAUGUUGCCCAGGCUGGCCUUGAUCUUGAAGGGAUCCUCCUGCCUCGCCUCCCAAGUGCUAGAAUUACAGGCGUGUGCCACCACAUCCCAUGGGCCUACAAAUUUUAAUAAAGUUGUCAAUUGGUGGAUAUAAUUUAUAGUCUUAAAAUUAAGCAUUAUUUGAAAAAUAGCACAUACACCCUAUCACUUGAUGUGUAAUUUGCCCUUAUAGAAGAAAUACAAGCUUUGAGAAAAUACCUACCUUUUCUCAGACUGCAAUGAACAUCUCUGAGAAACUACAUACAUUAUAAAAGGAUAAAAUCAGAAGGGAGCUGAAGGUGCUUCAAAGCCACCUUCUUACUUUUCCACAUGUUUUCUUAUCCUGCCUCUCUGUCCUCAUGUGAAGACAGCCCAUGUUUCAGUCUCCCAGAUUCACUCAGGUGCUGACACAGUCUCUGCCACUGGUACUAACUUUGCUUUCCGAAUCCAUGCAUAAAUUGCUGUUUUCCUUACACUAUUGCUAGACUCAGAAUAAAUACCUAAUCUGUGAGAAAUAGUUAUACCUUGCAGAUGUAUCUUCUUUGUUGUCCUUAGAUUUCUUGUAUAAAACAAUAUGAAUUAGAUUGACAAUUUUGUGGAUUUUUUAUACCUUUUCUUAGAAUCUUGAGGAUGAAGCCCAUGUUAUAUUAAUACCUCCUUUUAAAGAAUCUUUUUCUCUUUUUUCAAAUAAAGCAUUCAUUACAGAUAUUAACAUAAGAGCUUUGAACUCUGAAGUAGAAAUGCUUUAGGAGUUACAGAAUCAUCUAAUUUCAGUGCUAAAAUUUAGUGUUUUUAUUUGUAGCAUGUUGUAUAUAUAGAUGACUUCAGAUGAUUAAAAGGAUAAAAACAUUAAGUGUGAGUUUUAAGUUUUAUAACUACUUAAGGUUAAUUUAUUGUACAGUAAGUGAAACAAAAGGUAGCAUUAAAUUUUUGAUGACAGGACGUUAAGAGGCAUAAUAACGUAUCUCUAAGAAGUAUCGAUGUUUACAGCAAAAGUACCCUAAGCCACCCCAUCCAGUGUCUACAAUUAAUAAUCAGAUUAAAACAGUUUUAAAGGACACUUCAGAGGAACCAUGUGUGGCUCAAGAAGUCUUGCUUAUUUUCACUUACAUUUAAGUGUAGAAACUUCUGAGACAAGAAAGAAAGAUAUUGGAGCUUAAAAUCUAAAUACGAUGUUGGAAUGUAGUGUUGGUGCUAGUAAGAUUAUUUUUAAGCCAUAGGAAACUUGAAUUGGAAUAUUUUGGCAUUUUUAGGUAGAAAUUUAUAUAUAAAUGCAUUCAAAUGAAAAGUGCUUUUAUUUAAGCUAUGCAAAUGAUUAUGGUUUCAGUAAUUAUAGUAUAAUGUCCUUGAUACUUGGAAAUUAUUUUAAAAUUAGGUGAAACAAAACCCCUUUUCAGAGUGUUUAUAAUGUGGAACAGAAGAGUGUAUGAAACUAUACAGAAAGAACUCAACUUAGUGUUUUCAGCUUAAUAAAAAUGUUGUAAAAAUACUUGUAAGCUUGAAAAUCACACUAGCUAUUCUUGUUUCAAAUUCUGUUUAAUAUAUUGUUCUGUAUGAUUUUAUAAUAAACAGAUUACUCCUUGAACAGGAAUUAAGAAUAAAGCUGCCAGGAAGGGGUUUUGUUGUCGGAGUAGUUCCCGCCUCGUGUUUUGUAAGAGAUUUCAUGGUCCCAUUGUAAAGAGCAGAUGAUUUAAAACGUGUUCCCAAGAUAAACUUUCCCAUUGUCAUUAAUGAGGAUGGAUAAUACUGAGUGACAAGUGCAUUAGCAGUGACACAGAGAGAGCUGUUAGAUUUGUCAGGACAGAUCACUUCAGGCCUGACACUUAUGGACAUUCUUUCUGGGGGAGGUGGGGGGGUCUAGUUAAAGACUCCAAAGUUUGUGUUUGCUAAUAGAAUCGUAUAUUCCGCAGUUUAUCAGUAUAUGUAUUUUCAGUGUUCAUAAAAUAUUUGGAAAAUUUCUUAGAUUGAGUUCUUUUUUUUCAUGCUUUUCUAAUAUCCUGAGUCCUUCCUAAGAAAGUCAUCAAACUAAGUAGCAUUUGAGUGUUAAAACAUUUCCAAAAACCGGGUUGUCUUCUUUAAAAGGUCUUAUUUCUUGGACUAUCUGACUAAAGGAAGGAUACUAAAAAUGGUUUAAAUUAUAAAUUAUGUAAGUGAUAAUUUUUGUUGCUUUAUUCCCACACAUGAAAGGUAUUGCCUUCUGAACAAAGGUUUUUAAAUAAAAAAUGCAUAUAAGUUAUAUUGCCUCUCUAAAAAUACAUAACUUCAGAGAGACAUUUUAAAUGAUAAUCAGCAAGUGAUUAAUAAUGUAUGACUUUUCUGGUAUUUAAAAUAUUUCCAAACUAUAAUGUGCCUCUCAGUUUCGAUUUUGAACGUGCAAUUGGUCACUUUUUCGCUUUGAUUCCUCUUCCAUGCUGCCAACCAAAUUUCAUCUCUCUGUACCUUUUUGACACUAAUAAUGGCUGAGGCUCUGUUCAUUUGAGUUCAAGAUUUCCCAAGCGGCAGUUUGGUGCUGGGCUAAACUAUCUAUCAUGAUUACAUUGCACUAAUCUGCCGCGCCCAGACCAGCUUGUGACUGAUAUCGCCCCUGACAGCUCACCUCUUCGUGAUGAGCAGAGGUGAGCCUCGCAGCACACUGUCCCUGGGCCGCCAGGCCACUUCUCCAUAUGCUGGCGGGCCCCACCCCCGGGAUGCAGCCCGCUAGCCCCUGUGGGGCCAGGAAGGCCUCCCUGGCCUUGCUGACUUUGGGUGGAUUACUUGCAGCACAGCACCUCUCCUAGACGCUCCGUAUGCACUUCCAGCCACUGUAAGUGCUGUGCGUAGGGUCUGUCAGCUCACCGUGUAUGUAAGACCCCAAGACAGUUUUUACAAUAUUUGUGCUUUCUAAAACAUAUUAUUUUAGAAUCACAAUUACCAAAUAUCAAGAUCUUCUAUUAGAUAACUCUUAGCAGAAUUAUCAUUUCUUUCUUUCUUUUUUUUUUUUUUUUUCGUUUUUAUCGGUACCAGGGAUCGAACUCACGACUGCCUGCUUGCAAGGCAGGCGCUUAUGCCACUGAACUAAAUCCCCAGCCCCGAGAAUUAUUAUUUCUUGAAAUAUAUCUGUGUUUUUAUGCUAGGAAAAUGUUUUUUAAGAGUUUAAUUCUGUAAUUUUCAUGUAAAAAUAUUUUUCAAAGAAGUUUCAUGUUCUUCCAAGAUUUUUUAUUUUUCAAGAUUUUUAAAAUAUGUUUGAAGAGAAUGAAUUGAAUACUAUACCAGAAAACAGUAUGUUUAUGAAGAUUCCAUAAGUAAUCUUAUUUUUACUAUUGCUUCUCAAGAGAAUCCACUUACUUUUCUGCAUCCUUUCUUUGGAAACCGAAGUGUCAUCAAACCCUUUGAGCUGACAGCCCGAGGAUGUUAAAUACCUCAAUAGCGAGUUUGCAAAAAGCUCUGUGACCUGACUUGGAAGAAUGUGUGCUGCGCAUUUGUCAGGCUGGAGGAUUGGAUGCAGACUCAAAUGAGAAAGGACAAGGUGGAGGUUAUUUCUGUGCAGGCAUGUGUGCUUCAAGACAGCUUUCCAUAGCCGAGUGUGGUGGCAAACACCUGUAAUCCCAGUACUCAGGAGGCUGUGGCAGGAGGAUCAUUGCAAGUACAAGAUUAGCCGGGGCUACACAAGCAGCUCAUGAACUGCAUAGCAAGACACUGUCUCAAAAAGACAAAAAAUAAUACCAACAAUAAUAAAAUAGCUUUCCAUGGCCACACAGAGACAAGUUCCCCACAAAGCCGAACCUGUCGUACCUUCCCUGGAGGCUGACACGUGCUUCUGCCUGAGAGGCGCCAGUGGCCACGAAGUUGGGCCUGCAGAGUUCUGUUAGGGCCAUGGUGACGAGCUCACAGUGGCCUGUUUGGGUCACGGACAGCUCUAAAAGGUGCGCUGUCCCCAGGUCAAAGGCAUCGCACAGUUGAGUAGAGUCAUCAUGGUCCUUUAUGUGGGAUGAAGCUCACUGUUCCCUAAGAAAGGUUUCUUCUAGAUGUUGUUUCCUGUAACUGUAAAGCAGCAGUGUGAUACUAAUUCAUUCUACACAAAGUUUUUAGGAAUUACACCUAAAGCUUCUAGCUCAGUGGCACAAAUGCCUGCCUGGCAAGUGCAAGAUUGUGAGUUCGAUCUCUGGCUCAAAAGAAAGAAAGGAAGAAAUUAUACCUAAAAUCAAAUAACCACCAAGUUAAUUUUGGAAAUUUAUGUGAAUGCAUUUAUUGAUAUCACACAGGUAGUGAGUGAAACAUUUAUAUGUUGGUUGCAGUAUAAAUACUUUUUAACUAAUAAGCUUAAUCUUUAGCUUUUAUUCUCUAUAUUUUAACUAAUGUAAUAAGUACAUUAAUUUAACAAGUUAUAUAAGAUAUAUAAUCUUACCAGCGAGCUGCAAAAUCUUAUCCAGUGAUAUGUAUUUCUAAAGAAGGGAAACUAUCCAAGUAAGUUAGAAAACUAUAUUUAUCCUUGAUGCCAAAAAUGAUUAAAAAUGGUCUAACUUAUACCCUCAUUCAUCUGAGGCAGCCUGAAUUUUGUGCUGAAUUUUAACUUAGGUCAUGCACUCUGUGAUCCAUUCACCCUAUCUUACCCAGCUACUCCUCCCCUCUAAUUACAUGAUCAUUAAAUGUACUUUUUAUUAUAGGAUGCACCACAUCAGUUUUUAAAACUAAAAUUACUUGUAUUUUUCCCACAAGUAUCUAUUUUCUAAUCAGAAUAGUUGGUAUUCCAUUAGCUUACAGUGAAUAUUGAAAAUUUAGAAAUGGUAAUUAUUGAAUAGUUAUGAUCCAAAAGAGUAAUAGCUUCACUUGGAAAGCAGAAUAGUCUUAUAUUAAAUUUAGAAAACAAGUAAACUAUAAUAUUGUAUCUAAUAUUUAAGUAAUUAUGCUUUUUGAGUUUUAAUACAACCUUUUAUCACAUUUUCAUGUACUUUCCAUAGUAUACCAUGAAUCCUAUAUGUGACAACUAAAAUGGCCAUGACUUUUAGUAAGCUGCAUAAAAUUACCCUGAAAAAUACCUUAAUACAGUCCAUGCAGCAAAAUUACCGUGCUCUUCAGAACACGCUUAGAAGUGAUUGGCAACACUCACGCCACUUGUUCUGUACAUUCAAGGAGUAAUUCUUCCCCACAGUUACUAUUUAAAGCAGGCCUGUUUUCUUUAGAUGUCAGACUGAAAUUCCCUUGGUGCUCUGUGUGUGUGUGUGUGUGUUAAGAGCUCUGUAGCAAGAAGUGUAAGAAAUCUGUCAGACUUUUAACUCUCCCACCCAGGAUGGAAGUGUUGGAUGCUCAUGUAGUAUACAUCCUGCAGCAGCGAACUUCAGGGACUAAUUACCUGAGAUGAGAGCAUUUCUGGAUAGAUACACUAGAUAUUUAUGCAGAUAUUGUCACGUGCAUUUUCAAUGUGGCCUGGUGCUUUGUAUUAAAAUCCACAUCCUGAGAACCCAGCUGUUUGCCUCUCCAACUUCCUCUUCCACCUGGAGCUCGAGGCUGCCCACCUGUCUCACCCACGUCUGCCCCACAAGUCACAGUUCCCUUGGACACUGAGGGUACAGUCCUCCUGCCCCUCCAGGCAUCUCACUAGCUCAGUCUCCUCCUAAAGUCUGCCGGCGGCCCAGCCCUCAGCUCCCCAAAGACGCCCCCACACUGUGCACACUGGGCACCCUGGGCAUCUGUUGCCUGUCCAGGCCCCAUGUCCGUUUGCCUGUCACAGUGCUUACAGUUUGACAGGAAGCCCUGCACCUUGAUGUCUCUACUGACACCUUCGCACCUCCAGCAGAGAUCUCACACAUAAUAGGUGUUCUGUAAAUAUUUGUGCUAAACACCCAAAUCUGUCUUUCAUGAGCUCACCCCUGGGACCAGGUUGUCUGCUUAUGAGGAAGAGCACUAGUAAUCAGCCCUGGGGACCAAACUGAGCUGCUGGAGUUGUCUCCUGAAGCCCAGCUCUUCUUGUCUUUUAAGGAUUUACACCCUCUAAGCAGAGCACCCCCUCAUACCAUUUCCCACUCAGUGCCCACCCACCCACCACACAGCUCUUCGCAGUGGCCUCCUGGUCCCUCACAAGCCUUCUGCUCAGCCGGGCUUGGCUUUUCCAUGAGAAACUGUGUUGCCUGGUGCACUCAUGGCCAUUGUGGAAGUUGAUUUCAAAUUGCAGUGGGCAUUAGCUAGUCUGUGUUCCCCCUCCCUCUUGGCUCUGUAGCCCGUGUAGGAAUCUAGCAUGGCUACCUGUCCCUGGGACAGAGACCAGGCUGGCCGGCCGAGCACUGGAACAGCGGAAGGGCUGGGGAGAUGACACCGUGGUGACACUGCAUGGUAGCAUCCAGGAGCACACAGCCAUCAUUCCCAGUCAGCUGGCGUUUAUAUCUGCCCUCACUUGAGUGAGACAUGGUUGUUACUUUAUGGUAAUUUGACACAGUGUAUAAAAUUCAGUUUGCCAAGUGUUGCGCCUCUGCCUUCUUCCUUUCCGGUUCUUAGAGCAUUUGGAGCCGCUCUGCAACUUGGGGACAAGGGUUUCCCCUGGGAACCCUCUCACAGUGAGCCUCACUGUCUCCCAAAGAGCUUCCCUUGCCCUCCAGAGUAAUAAUUUUACACUGCAGACAGCACAGAUGAGGACAGAAAUGUCGCAUUAUGAUGCAUCUCCAUGACACGCCAUGGUGGCACAGGUGGAGUGAGGAGAUUCCAGCAAGGAGAGCCUUUGGGCUUUUCUGUGGCUUCAAAAGUCAGGUUUCCCAGAUAUUUGUAUAAAUUGGGCAUUAAAAUAACCACUGUUAAAUCAUUUAUAAAAUUGUAAUCAUAUCUUGAAGUUUUAUUGAUGAAGUAUUUUUCCAAAACCGUACUUUUUCAUAGGUUAUUUUCUCCUGCUCAAGAAGAGGAAUUAUAGUUCUUUUUGUUAACUCUUAGCUAUAUUUGUUAAGCGAUUUCUUGCCUUAAUCUAUAUGUAAUGUAUUUAUCAUUUAGGAUACAUUUUUUUAAAAGCAUGUGUUAGUAAUUUGCAUAAUGCCAUAAUUACAUCUUUCAUCGGGAUAAUUAUGUAAAAGUAAAUAAAGGUAGGGCUAAGAUAAUACCUAAUUUAGGAUGUCUUUCAACUGUAAUGUUAUAAUUAAAGAUCUCAGGUAGAAAGAAAAGGGCCUCGGUUUCCUUACACAUCAGCCUCAUUUCCAACAUAAAACCAUAGAAGUCAGCUCAGUGGCUUCUCUGCUUGCACAUUUAAACACGGAGUCACAAGUGUCCACCUCGAGGCUUCCUCACAGGAAAAAGCUGCUCGCGUCUGCAGAAUGAACUUCGUGCUCCCCCAGGCUACCAGGCUGCCAGGGCCGCACCGGACUGGCCGCUGCAGCGGGAGGCAGGGAGGACAGCACGGACUGGGAGGCCGUCCUGGUCCUCCCGUGUGGUUCAGACUGGAGGGACGCUCCGCGAACGCCAGUGUGAAAGGCGAACGUCUGGGGUGCGCUUGAGCUCGCGGCGUCACAGGCAGUAGCUCACUGCGUGGAGCAAGGAGAGCGCGGGUGCUCGCACAGGGGCACCUGCCCCUUGCCCAGACUAUGGGCUCCUCUGAGUGCUGCCGCUUUCCUGCUGCAGGUGCCCGGGAAGAACCAGGACGGCUCACUGCAGCCUUCGGCUCCCCCAGGCCAUUGUUCCAAGCCACUCAGCUUGACUUUCCUAAUGGGAGCACAGGGGCUGUGAGCACGUGGCAGCCCAGUGACACUGUCAGACCUCUGUGGCAGGGUGCAGGGUUCCUCCACCCAGAAGUCUCCAGAAGAGUUUUCUUUAAGUUGGGUUGCUUUGGUUAAGAAAUAAAGUGUCACCUGGGUGUGGUGAUGCACACUAGAAUCCCAGCACUAGGGGAGGCCGAGGCAGGAGGGUCACCUGUGAGUUCGAGGCUAGCCUGAGCUGCUUAGCAAGACCCUGUGUCAAAAACAAAAAUGAGAGAGAGAA
Molecule: messenger RNA, 14653 nt
Organism: Cavia porcellus (domestic guinea pig)
Lineage: Eukaryota; Metazoa; Chordata; Mammalia; Rodentia; Caviidae
Gene: Elp4
Product: elongator acetyltransferase complex subunit 4
Exons: 10
Coding region: 36-1214 (392 amino acids)
Biological process (GO): tRNA wobble uridine modification
Cellular component (GO): cytoplasm; transcription elongation factor complex; elongator holoenzyme complex
Source: RefSeq, a predicted model, not a curated record